CCACCCGGCCCGGGCCUUUGUUUAUGUUCUUUGUGCUCGCGUCGGAAAGUCGUCUGCUUGGCGUCUGCUGGAGCCCAACAAACACACCCGAAGCUCGUUCAAGGAUCGCCCUGGAGUCUCCAGUCGCAGCGCCGUUCGCUUUUCCGGGCGAGGUGUCGGCGGGUCUGUCGUAGCCGUGUUAGGGUCAUCGGCCUGCGCUUGCAGCUGCAGGCAGGGGGCGCCAGGCGUUGUUGGGGCGUCUCGCCCGUCGGGGAUAGUGAAGCGUCAUGCAGUGGUGGCCAGGGGCGGCGACGGCGACGUCCUUGCUGCACGACGUGGAGCUCAUCAUGCCCGCCGUACUGACCGUGGUCGUGCCCCUGGUGGCGACGCUGUGCUUCAUCCGCGCCCUGACGUCCUGGUCGUGGGGCCGCUGCACCAACGCCAUGGCCCAGGAGGGCAAGGUGUUCGUCGUGACCGGGGCCAACAGCGGCCUGGGCAAGGAGACGGCCCGCAUGCUGGCGCAGCGGAAGGCCCGGGUCGUCAUGGCCUGCAGGGACAUGGCGGCCGCCUACCUGGCCGUCGAGGACAUCCGGAAGACGACCCCCAACGGGGAGCUGAUUCCCAUGCAGCUUGAUCUCGCUUCCCUGGAAUCCGUGUACACCUUUGCUCAGGAACUACUUGCUGAUUUCCCUCAGAUACAUGUACUGAUAAACAACGCUGGUCUUUCAAUCCCAGACGAGAAGGAACCCAUGACGGAAGACGGGAUUGAAAUGCACUUUGGAGUUAAUCAUCUUGGACAUUUUUUCUUGACCAAUCUUCUGUUAGAGAGACUGAAAGAGUCUGCACCUAGCAGGGUGAUAAAUGUGUCCUCUCUUCUACAUCGCCAUGGCAUCAUUGACUUCGAUCACUUAAGCAAAGGCCCUCUUCCAUCUCAAAAGAGUGGUAAUUUACCUCCAGCAUACUGCAACUCUAAGCUAUGCAAUGUUUAUCAUGCAAUGGAGUUGGGUCAGAGGGUUGGCGAUUCAGGAGUUGAUGUUUUUACAUUGUGUCCUGGAUGGUGUUACUCUGGGCUUAUGCGACAUUAUAACUUUCCAUGGUACAAGUAUAUCACUAUUGUUCCAAUCGCAUUCCUGUUCAUGAGAUCUUCAAACAAGGGGGCCCAGGGUAUUGUACAUUGUGCUCUUGAGGAAAACCUUCCUAAAAACUAUGGCACAUUUGGGUUUUAUCGCAACUGCCGACCAUUUACAUCUCAGACUCCUUUUGACCCUGAUAUUGCCAAACAACUAUGGGAGUACAGUGAUAAUUUAAUCAAGACUCAGGCUCCUAGCAUUGUGAAACGUGUUUUAAACUAAAAACCCACUGACACCUGUUAAUUUCUAUCAUUAAUUUAUUAUAUAAUGUGUUUUAGAUGUCAUCGUAACUCUUGUAGAGGUUCAGUCUUAUAUUUACAUAUUUAUAAGAAAUCUUCACAAUGUAUCACCUUUUUUAAAGACAAUUGUUUAUUUGAUCAAUCAAAUCCUUUCUGUGCAUUUGGUCUCUGUAUUUAUGUACAAAGUGCCUAACACCCUGACAACCAUGUUUUUGAACCUGUCAUCUUAAUUAUACGCAUACAUUUAAGUCUGUAGCUGUAGCAAUGACUUUCUGUUGUCAUUUUAUUUCUCUAGUGAUAUGAUGAAAAUUCUUUAAUAAUGUAGAGGAUUUGUUGUCAUUCAAAUAAACUCCAAGUGUAA
Frankliniella occidentalis (western flower thrips) is the source of this 1709-nucleotide messenger RNA. RefSeq names its product retinol dehydrogenase 11. NCBI's taxonomy places the organism in Eukaryota, Metazoa, Arthropoda, Insecta, Thysanoptera, Thripidae. Bases 267 to 1331 code for a protein of 354 amino acids. The transcript is spliced from 4 exons. The record is from RefSeq and is a predicted model, not a curated record.